GCGCUAACCAGAUCGCUCCGCUUUGGAUUUCCUCCCCGUCCCUUUUCAGUGAGGAAGACUCGAGGAUUCCGACGAUCUUACCGUGGAAAUAGCUGAAUCCAAGAAAUUUUCUUCUUCCAAUGACGACGGAUCCUUAGCAGUCUCGCCGCGCCGGCGGUUGGUUCGGUUUUUCCCCCACGUUUCUCAAUGGAGAUGGAGUACAAGAGCAUGACGAGGAGGGAGCUCCAAGCCCUCAGCAAGCAGCACGGCCUCCCGGCCAAUCUCACCAACUCCCGGAUGGCCGAAAACCUCGCUUCCCUUCUACAGAAGCGGAAUAGCGAGGAGAUGAAGCCGAAAGGCUGCUUGAAGGGCUCCAAUGGAAGCAGUGUUGAGGGCGCCGGAAGAGGAGGGGUCAAUAAGAAGGUAAGCUUCUAUAUGCAAGAAGACGAUGGUGAACGAGAUGGCAGCCAGAGAGACCUGGAAGCGCGAACUUCUCCGGAGAGGAGGCGGCCGAGUAGGAGGAGGUCUUUUGUUGUGUACGCAUCAAAAGCAGUCAGUGAGCCAGUUUUGGAAGCAAAUGGUGCUUUUCAAGUGAAGACUAGAAGCAAGAGGCUCCGAUCCACUGCAGCUGCAGUAGUAUGGUCUCCUGUCAUCGAGGAGAAGAGAUCACGGAACAGAAACAAUGGGCCUGAUUUGGUUGCAAAGGUUCCUCACGAAGAGGAAAACAACAGAAGGGAGGUGGAUUGUGCACCAACUACUAGAUCUCCGAGCAGAGUGGUGACUAUUACGGAAAUGAAGACUAGAAGCACGAGACCUCGAUCCACUGCAGCUGCAGUAGUACGUUCCCAUGUCAUCGAGGAAGAGGCACAGAACAGAAACAAUGGGCCUGAUUUGGCUGCAAAGGUUCCUCACCAAGAGGAGAACAAUAGAAAGAAGGUAGAUAAGGAAGACGAUCACUGCGCACCAACUACUAGAUCUCUGAGGAACAGAGUGGUGACUAUUGGAGGGUAUGAAGCAAUGCAGGGAGACACGAAACCCAGAAGGAUGCAAACAAGGGGAAAUGCUAAAAGGAAAGAAGAGGAUGUUGUUGCUCCUGUCUUUGAUGUAUCUUCGGAAGCACAAGUGUUGGAGAAAGAUGAAAAUUUUGGCAGUAAAGCUCGUAUCAAUUCCACCGUUGGACUUGAUCAACAUGAAAUUAUGGUUCCACAUAUUGAAGUGCCUCCACCGAGGCGAUCAAAACGUAAUCUUGCAAAGUCUCAUAACUUAUUCCAGGAAAGUGAGGAAUCAGGACGUACUUCAGUAGUUUCAAUUCCUAAUGUUCAGAAAUAUGAAAAACCAGCAGGGGAGGAGACUAAAGAGGCAGCAAAAUUACGUGGUGCUUUGAAUCGGCCAAGGCGUCACACUUCAAGGAUCAAAGAUGAAGGUAUUGGGGCCUCCUUGCCUGGAAGUUUGGAAUCAAGAGAUGAACAUCCGAAUAAGGUGCUACAAAAGAAGGAAAGAAAGGCUAUCAGAAAUCCAGAUCUUACAGCCCCUCUUCCUGAUGCAAUCUUAACUGAAACUGCAGAGGAUCAUGCCAGAAAAGAAAAGCUCUCCGAAGUAGAACCUCGUAGGCUGUGCACACGGAGUUCAUCUGUGCUUACUGUGUUGGAGCAUGAAACUUCAUUAGCUCAUGAUGUUGAACUAGUCAGAAAGAGCAAGACCAGGAGGCAUGAGAGGAACAUGAAGACGAGUAAAGGAACUACAGAAAUUACUGUUCCUAGCUGUGAAACUAGAGCUGCACUUCAAGAACUUAUUGUUCAAGUAGAUCCAAAAAGGGUGGCACAGACUAAAGAUACUUUGAGGCGUUCAAUGCGAAAUGUUCCAAAGCUUGCUUCGACUGAAUUCAAGACUUCAGCUCCUUUAGUCGAGAGUUCAAUAACUGAUGAACACAACAAGGAAACUAAGCUUCCAAAGCAUAAUGCUCCGGGACUUCAAAUAACUGGGAAUACAUUAGUUGAUGUAGUUGAGAAAGCCAGAAGGUCACAGAGGUUGAAGAAAGGUCAGGUCUUAGCAGAAGCACCAACCGAGGAUUCUACCACUGACUGUACAGUCGGAGGUGAAAAUGAAAUGCUAGAAGGCCACAGACAUGUUGAAGAACCAGGAAGAGAAUCAAGUUACAAUGCCUCCAGAAGAGAAUUGGUGAUGCCAACAGAUGAGGCUGUAAAAAACACAAGGCAGAAGAAGAGGAAAAGAGCAGUGGUUUCAGAUAAAGAAAUUUCAAUUGAGGAAGUAGAAAUUGCUGGCAGAUUAGAUCCUGUCCGCGUGCAGCAGAAUGCUGGUUCCAACGAGCAUAAAGAAAGGCUUUGUGAAGAUUGCUGUGAGAAAGUUCUUGAGAGUGAUGAUGCCAUACGAGGAAACUGUUCCGCUGAAUUAGCUGUGAUUUUGACUGAUGAGAUGGCUAACUUUGAUGCAUAUCACACUGCCGUAAAGAAAAUAGCAAGUAGUAAAAGGCAUAAAAAUGAGACACAUAAAGAGUGUAGCGAGCACCAAAUUAAGGAAGACAAAAAUUGCCCUUCCAUGGAGGUUGAGCCUGUAGCAUUUGGUUUAAUUGACACUCAUAGAACUACUGAUGAUACUGAUGGUUCCCAAGAGACUGCACCUGUCUCUACUUCUGAAUCGUCAGUUGCUGCUAAACAUGUGGUUUCAGAAACAGCAGGCAGCAAUCAUCCAAAGGUGAAAAGUGGUAAUAAGGUUCAACAUUCUCCAUUAAUUGAUGAUCUAACCAAUGAUAAAUGUCAUGCUGACCAAUUAAUUAAGUCUGGAAAUUUAUCACGGGUAAAGACUCUGCAAGGCUUUGACAAUCUUACACUAAUGGUGAAAGAGAAUAGAGAAAUUUCUUCUUACAAUCCGGUUGAAGUUUCUCGCAGAUUACAAGAUGGUUUUUCAUAUGUUGACCCUUCUGUGAAGGCAGAUUCUGAAGUUCCUGGUACUGAGUGCGGGGGAUUUGCAGAUAUGCCUUCUACGAACAGCACUAUGGAUAGUGCAAAUUACACAGAAGAAAGAGAUGGACAGCCCAAAGGAACAAACGUUGUUGAUUCACCACUUCCUUGCAGCCAUCUUGAAGAACCUUCUCCUGCAGUUGUUACUGAAGCUUCUACUGUCAGUGAUCCCAGAACAGCCUUAAUGUUAUACGAUGUUCAUGCUGUUGCUUCUCAUAGUCCUGUCUGUCCUAGUGGACUUAAGGAUGAAGUGGUCCUGCCUUUAAUUGUUGUACCCGAUAAUGAUUUUGUGGGCUUAUUAAACCAGCUGAACAUCGUCAAAAAUGAAUCAGGGAGUAUUGGAGCAACUUCUGUGGCACUGUUAGACACCGAAUCUGCAUGUCAAGAAUUCAAUGGAUUGAUAGAACUCAAGGGAACCAAUACAUAUUCUAAUAUUCCAAAAAUGUGUGAAACUGCUGAAGAAGAAGGUAAAUAUGAGUCUUCAUCUUCUCAUUUGUUAACUAAUACAUCAACAAUUGGUACCAAGUCUAUUGGAGAUAAAUGUGAGGAGGAAUCUUUUGAUGGUAAUACAAGUCCAUCUGAGAUAGCACAGGGUGCUGAAAUUGUGGUUUUAGAUGAGGGAAAUCAAAAUAGUUCCUUCAGUGCUACUGAUUGUAGCUCUGGUAAAAGUGCAACAAAAUAUGAUUCUUUAGAACAAUUAGCUGGGCAUAGAGAAUUGUCACCACAUAAACUUAUGGAGCUGAGCAGUGAUAUCGUGGAAACUCUUUUGGAAGUGACUGAUGUUAGCAGAUUAUCUUCAGGUGAUAAUCUAUGUCAAAAUUAUGAGAAAGUUAUCACAUCUCAUGAUGAUAAUUCUGAAAUUUGUUGUUCAGAUGAUGCCAAUUUGGUUUGUGCAAUCUCACCAUCUUUAUCAGAAAUACCAGGUGACACAAUUGCAGAUGCUUCUGUACAAAUGGAAGGUGUGGAAGUUUCUUCACAGGGGAAAUCAUGUGCCUAUGACAAAUCCACCACAUUGUUGCUAGUUGGAUCUGAAUUUGAAAAUCAGCUAGAAGUUCAAGAGGAUAAAUUUCAAGUGGAAUUUUCUGCUUCUAGCAUCCGAUCUGGGAAGAAUGGAUCAGCUGCUAAGGCCCCUCGAUGUUCAGAUGGCAAUGAAAACAAUGACAGAACAGAGAUAGUUGGCACAACAUAUGCCACUGGAGGAACUUUGCAAUUUAAAGAAGAAUCCGAAUCAGCUAAACUAGAAGACACACAUGAUGCUAGAGCAUCUAGUGAUGAAAGUAAUGAUCACUCUCCUGUCAAUCCAAUUAAAAGUGAAGGUACUUGCAGCAUGGAUUCAUUAAGCAUGUAUAAGAAAUCCAACAAGGGGAAGUCCUUCAGUCCAUCCUCCAGGAAAAUGCGGAAUACACACAUAGAGUUUCACAUAAAUGUUUUAGCCGGCAAUAAGGAAGACCACAUUGCAAAUGGUAGUCCUCCUGCAUCAGGAAAUCGUUCUGAGGGGGAAGCUAGUGCCCGCCAGUUGAGUAAUCUUGAAGUUUCUGAAAGUGAAGCAGAAACAUGGGCAGAUUCUGCAAAUAUGAAAAGUCCAUAUUCUGUGCCCCAAGAAUUUAAGGUUGUAGAUAAGCUUAAAGAAAGACAAUGCUUGGUUCUUUCAGGUGGGAGGAAUUCAUGUACUGAUGAAGAUGAAUUCCAAGCACUUACAAAAGCUAAUUCGAUCGAACCUGCCGAUGAUGAUGAUGUUUCUAAUAGAAGGCUGUCACCUCUGUCCAUCCUAAGGGAGAGUAAUGUUAUGAAUGAUAGUGAUAUAAUUAUGCCAAGCGAAAGUGAAAAUUCAGCUGUAAUCGAGAGACCAAUUCUGGAAUUGCAAACACCAGUAUUAGCGGAAGGUAAAGAUGAUGACGUCCAACAUGAUGGAGUUAAGAAUGGUGGCUUGGAUGCAUCAUGUGGUUUCUCCUGCAGUGGAUAUGAACAUGCCAAAUCCUUGUGUAUGGAGAGUGUGGCACUCACAAAUAAAUUUGACGGAGAACCUAUUGAUAACAUAGGUGAGCCACUUGACCUUUGUGGUAAAUUUCAAGCUUCUUCAGAUAUUGGCGAAACAACUUGGGGAACUCCAGAUGGUCAAGGUUCCGUAGGAAGAUGGGAGAUUACCGUACCAUUCGGAAGAACUUCAUCAUCAGUUAAAUACGAGUCAACUGAACUCGAAGAAAAGAUACUUUCCUUGGAGCAUCAUCAAUCGUCUACAACAUCUUGCAUAAACGAGGAACUUGCACCUCACAGUGACAAUGUUGAGAAGAAUAACAUGAGGGAUAUAUCCAAAGUCUCUGCAGAUGAUGAAGAACAUGAGGCUAAAGAUACGGAGGAGAAAAUGGAAAUGGAGGAAGUUGAAGAAUAUUUGGUGACCCUCGAUGAUAAGGAAAUUGAUGAGCAUGCUAUGAGUUCUGGUUCGAUUACGUCACGAGAUAACUUGAAUGAUGAAAAGCAUAAUGUUCCUCUGCUCAUGGACUCGUUCGAAUCCACAGCUUCAUGCCACGACGUGCACUCUUGUGAAAUAACCAGAAUGGCAGAUCAACAUGAAGCAGAUGCUUGCUGUGUUACACCUUGCUUUGAGAACGACUCUGCUAGCAAUUGUGACAACAAUACAAGAAGAGAAAUUUUGGCUUCAAGAACCCUAGUUAUUGCCGAAACUAAAUUAGCGAAACCAGAGUAUAAUUUAGAUAGUUGUAACUCAACCAUAUCUGUGGUAACCCAAGAAGCAUCCGCUCCUGAGAUAGCUCAAGAAGCUGUAGAUACUGUGGGACCUGAAGUAGGAGAUGUUUCACUAACCCCACAGCAUUCGGAAUGUGCAGAAGAGACUACAAAGGAUGAUAUGAAUUUUGGCUUCAAGAAACUUGAUUGUGAGGAUGAUGAAUUUGAUGACACAAAAGGAUGCGAUACUGAUAGCAAUGGAGUUCUUGAGACAAAGAAUGACGAGAUUUUGCAGCAGCAACUUGACAGCAAAGAUCCUAAAGAUGAAAGAAGCGAAUUCUCAGAUGCCUUGCAAGUGAAACUAGAUCUUGAAUGUUCUGAAGAAGCUGACAUGGAGAAUUGUGAAACCGAUUCUGGAAGUAACUUAAGCCACACUGUCCAUAAACAUGACGAAGGAAAGGAUAAUAUAUUUGCAUCAGAAACUUCAGAUGAUUGCUUAUGUAGGCUUGGCAGUCUUAAGAAGGAUGCCAAUGUUAAUCAGAGGAUUAAAUCCGAAGAAGUAUGGGUUGCGCCAGGAGCAACACUGAUGUGCUUAGAAGACCUAUUUGACAUGGAACAGAAACGAUCAUUUGCCAGGAAUGACAUUGUUCAAGCAGUGGCCAAUGAGCAUAUAUCUCAUGAAGAGAAUUGCCAACAUGAACAUGACAAUUUAGUGGGCAUCUCAGGAGCAUUAAGAAAAGCACAAAAGAUGGAGAGAGUGUCAUUCAUGUCAGAUUAUAAUGUUACUAAUGAAUAUGAGGAGCAAGAAACACUUUGUGGUGAUCCAAAGGUGAAAUUUGAUGCAACCAUCGAGUAUGAUAACACAAUCCAGCUAGAAUUAUCAUAUGGUAGGUCUGAUUCAAAACUUAUGGAUGUUGCGAAAGAGCAUGAGGAACAAGCAGUAAUUACUGCUUGGAGUGAUGGUUUUAGGAUGAAUAUAGAUGAAACUAUCGAGUCUGAGAAUGCAGUUCAACCAAAACUGUCAACUGACUGCUCUGAUUUAGAACCUAUGGAUGGGAUGGUGUGUCCAGCAUCUAUGCAAUCUUUUGAGGAAAGGUUAUACAAAGAGACCGGUGCAGCUGUUGAAGAUGAAGAUGGGAGUUCAGUUGAGUGUCUUCAGACCGUAUCAGAAAAACAUCCUGCUAGUCAACCGAACGAUGAAGAUACGGAAAUUUCUGAUACGGUGGGCUGUCAGAAUAGCUCUGAUGGAUAUAUUGAUGAAUCGGAAUAUAAUGUAGCAGCAGAAGCUUGGGUUGAAGAUCUUACAAGUAAAUUGGUUAGCAAUCCAGAAGCAUCGGUCUCAGAGAAUGGCAAUACGAUAUGUCAGAUGGAAACCACUGACACUUUGCGGGCGAAUGAUAGAUCUCAACUUACAGUUGAAACUGCCGGCAACAUAGUGGAUACACGCACUGCAUCGAAGAAAAUGGAGUGGAGAAGUGUUCCGGGCACAACUGGUUAUACAUUGGCUUCACCAAACAAGCAGGAAGAUAUUAACAUCAACAAUGCAGGAGAGCAAGAGCAAUUCAACUCUGGCCGCAAAGAGACCUUAGUGGAGGGAGAGACUUUAGAUGAUCCUCAGCGAUGUCAUGUCGAAACCAUCCGUAUGAAUGGUUUGCUUCAGCAGAAUAGCAGGGUAAAAACUCAGCAGACACUGGGAGUGUCAGCCGAUCAUUCCAAUUCAAAAUGUGGAAGAGAGCCCCGAGAAUUAUCUCGAACCACUGGGCAUGACUGGAUGGAGGAAAUUAGUCGGAAGUUGGUAGAUUUCAGGAUUUCCAGUGCCAGGAAAGCUAGUAAGGUAGACGGAUCAGCAAAGAGGCCAAAGCAUGACGAUAAUCUUAAUAAUGAUAUAGUGAUGGGUAAGGAGAAUACACCUGCAGUCAGGAAGGAGUAUUCUCAUAAACCUCAUGCAGAUGGAUCAGUAAGGAGGCCUCUACAAAAUGUUAAUCAUAAUUGAGUUAGGAAGAUUUCCGGAUUCUGAUUUGUUUCUUUGUUCUCUAUUGUUCUUCAAUAUUUGGUUGAAGGAAAUUGUAUGUGUUUGAUAAAAGUAAACCAAAAGAUGUGAUCAUUGUAUGCAUAUUGAAGGAUGUGAUUUGUUGUUUUCUGUUACAUGAGCUAGUGAUGUUGGUUUUAGCUCAGUUAGGAGUAUGGAAGUCAUUUGAGUUUGCAUUCAUGAGCAA
Musa acuminata subsp. malaccensis (wild Malaysian banana) is the source of this 7855-nucleotide messenger RNA. RefSeq lists its product as uncharacterized. The record is from RefSeq and is a predicted model, not a curated record. NCBI's taxonomy places the organism in Eukaryota, Viridiplantae, Streptophyta, Magnoliopsida, Zingiberales, Musaceae.